Molecule: messenger RNA, 4402 nt
Organism: Schistosoma rodhaini
Lineage: Eukaryota; Metazoa; Platyhelminthes; Trematoda; Strigeidida; Schistosomatidae
Source: the annotation of a GenBank genome assembly
AUGAAACAUCACUUGGACUCUUAUAAGCUAACGGAGGAUGAGAAGAAGAAAAUUGAAGAAUUUCUUUCACUUAUUCAAAACUCUCAAAGUUCUCCUGAAUAUCAUCAGUUAGCCUUUAAUAUUUUAGCUGCACGCAAGUUUUCUGUCCCACAGGCUAUGGAGUUGUAUCAUAAUUAUCAAACAUUUUUGGCCAGUGAACAGAUCACUCGUGUUGAUCCCUUCGAAGAGGAUGUCAGACGUGAACUAUUGUCAGGAAAAUUUGUUAUUCUCAAUGACAAUGACAUACCUGGUGUUCGUGUGGCUCAGUUUUUUGUCAGAUUACAUCGAAAAUCAGGAAAUCAUCGGGCUUUGUUGCACAGUAUUAUUUUUCAGCUGGAUGCUGCAUUGAGGAGAGAAACAGCUGCUAGAAAUGGUCUAGUAUUCAUUUUUGAUAUGACCGAUUCAAAAUAUUCCAAUUUCGAUUAUACAUUUUCAUGCAAGUUAUUCAAGAUGUUACGAUCCUCCUAUCCUGUACGUCUUCGGCGUGUUCUAAUCUUAACUGCUCCUCUCUGGUUUCGUGCUCCUUUCUUAUUAAUGCGAGUGUUUAUUCGUGAAUUAUUUCAAGAUUGUGUAUAUGUACUCCGUCCUUCACCGGGAACCAAAUUGGAAGCACUUAGCCAUCCUGAUCCCGUUAUUUUAAAACGUGAUCAUUAUGCUUGGCUUCAAACUGCUCUAUUGAGGACUGGGUGGUUAUUGACUGAAGCAGAACAGGCAGCACUUCCUAUUGAUCAUCGUAAUCAAACAGUUGGUGCAUUUUUUGGUCCACCUUCAGAAUCUACCGGAUCAUUAUCGGAUUCUAGUGAUUCUGAAUUUCGUGAGGAUGAUGAUUGUUUCUCCAAUAAUCAACUAGAUGAUGUUACUGUCGAUGAUGAUUUAAUUAGUGUUGGUGAUUUAGAUCCAUUUUCUUUGACUAGUUCAUAUUCUGGUGAAGCUGAAAGUUCAGAUUUAGAAGAAUGUACAUCGGAUGUGAUAAUGAAAACAUUCUCAUCAUCCAACUUAGAAAAAAUGAAUGAUAGUAAUUACAAUCCAAAAUCCGUUUCGAAUUACUCAGAAGCAUGUUCAUAUGAUCAUAAACGUCAAACAUUAUCGAAUUCAGAACAUGGUGGAACACCUACUCCUCCGACAGUUGCUAAACGCCCACAACUGUCAAAUAUUGCAGAUUUGAACUAUUCCACUGGCAUUUUAGAUCAUACAAAUAGUCGUUCUUCAAAUACAAUCACCUCAGGGUACCAUGUUAUGGGUUUUAAUGAAGACGUAUCAUUGAUACGUAUUGACCCUGUAACUCCUACUGCUGACAAUUCUAUCAAAUUACCCUUAAUAUCCGAAGCCUCUGGUACCAAACAAACUGGCUUUAAUUCUGGAAAUUCUCAUGCACUUAACUCAUCUUGUUCAUCUAAUUCAUCUUUCUUCUCGACUGGUUUUACUGAUGUACAUUCUACAAAGUGCAGCCCACUCAGUGAUAAACUCUUAAACCAGUUAAUAACAUCAGGUUUACCGAAAACAACUGAAUUCGAGAGACGUGGAAUGUCCAAAAUUAUCCAUGAAGUCUCAGGUUUAACAACUUCUAAAGAUCAUGACUUACCUCUUGUAGAUGCUGAAAUUUCAGAUUCUAUUUGUUUAGCUCCCGUCCAAAAUAAAAUUGCACCCCUUGCUCAAGAUGAAAUAGAAGAUAGAACUAUUUGUAAUAAUAAAAAUCCAAUUCAGAUGUUGCCAAGAAUUUCAGCGUUUGACUCUAGAAUAAUUAACACUAGCCAUCCGUCAUCAGAUGUUAUCCCUAAUUGGGCAGUUGGUCGCCCUCAAGGUGAAUCAAUUCAUCAAAAUCAUAAUUUAAUAUAUCCUGUUGAAUUAUCAUCAUCUUCAAUGAAUAAUAGUCAAACUACAGAGAUUACUCCAUUAAAUUCAUCAUUAAGUUAUUUGGUUACUUCAGGUUAUGAUAAAUGCAAUGAAUGGGACAUAGAAACUCAUUCCUCUUCUUCUUCCUCUUCUCUUCAUCGUACCGCUGACAAUACAACGGUGUCUAUUGAUUCAGCAAUCAAUAAUAAUCAUAAUACAUGCAGUGAUAAUCAUCGAGAUGCAUUAUUAUCAUCAUCAAUAGAAAGACAAAAGAUAUACGAUGAAAUUGAUGCAAAUAUGAUUGAAAUUAAUAGUACAACUUCUAGCAGUGAUGAUGUUUCAGCUAGAAAUGAUGAAGGCGUAAUCGAUGUAGUUGUUAAUGAUGAUGAUUUCGAACCCGAGGAAGAAAUAGAAGAGGAUAAUGAUGAUGAUGAGGAGGAGGAUGAAGAUGAUGGCGAAAACUUGGAAGUGACUCAGACAAUUAUUAUGCAAGAACAUUGGAUGAAUCCAAAUGAACUAGUACAACACAUUGAAAAUUUCGGUUUGACUGGACUUAAUUCAGAGUAUAGUGCACUUGUUCAGUUGAAGAAUGAAUAUACUCAUAUUGCUUUCAAGCAUAUACUUAAUCGGAGUAAAAAUCGCUAUUGUGAUGUGAUUUGUCAUGAUGCAACACGUGUUUAUCUCCAACCAUUAUUAUUAUCGUCGGAUAUUUCCAGAAUUUCCACUAUUCGUAGUGAUGAAGAUCCGACAGUAUUAUGUAAUGCUCAAAAAUCCCUUACCGCACGUCUUCAUCGUACACAUUCAGCACCAAUAUCAGCGCACACAUUAGUAAAAAAUUAUAUUCAUGCUAAUUGGGUUGAUGGUUAUCGACAGAAAAACGCUUUUAUCUGUACUCAGGGUCCGUUAUCUGAAACUGUAGGUGAUUUUUGGCAGAUGAUUUGGGAUUAUCACUGUCCUAUUAUUGUCAUGAUCACAAGAAUUCUUGAAGCUCAACGUUCCAAAUGUUACUUAUAUUGGCCAGAUGUUGAAAACCAAAAACUCUAUUUUAGUUCUGGCCAUACAGGUUGUCUCUAUGCUCCUACUUCAUCUGAUCGAUCAAAUAAUAGCUUUUCGAAAUUUAGUAGUAGUAAUAAUAAUGUUACUCCGGAUUUUUUAAUUGAAAAUGUCAAAUGUGAAAGUAAUGGGAAUUUCGCUCAGACAACACUACGAAUAACACAUUUACAGCUACAGGAAGUAAGAACUGUUGAACAUUUUGCUUUCUUUUCAUGGCCUGAUCAUGGUACACCUCAAACAACUGAAGGUUUACUAGAUUUACUCACUUCUGUUCAAUCAACUUAUUUAAAUGAAAUUGAAAAAUUGGGCUAUAAAUCUUAUGAAGAUCAGAAAACUCCACCUCCUCCAGUCGUUGUACAUUGUAGUGCAGGAAUUGGUAGAACAGGUACUUAUGUAACCGUGGAUAUAUGUACAAAAUGGUUAGCUGAUUCACGUAAUACAGAGCAUAAAAUCAAUAUUCCUCUAACAGUUGCUCGAGUACGUUCACAACGUUUUGGUUGUGUUCAAGUAUCAUCACAGUAUGUAUUUUGUUAUCGUGCAAUCAUUGAUUUCGCGGUGAAUUCCGGUUUAUUGGAUUCAAAUAAAGCUCAACAAGCGUUAGAUUUAUUGAGCGCUGAAUCAGAUGCUCAAACAUCAUCCUCAUCAUCAGUACUACCGAAUUCAUCAUUUUAUCAAUCCACAUCGUUGCCUAGACCAUUUCCUGGACUUAUAACAAAUUAUAUUAAUGAUGUUGCUAGUACAUUAUCGUCUUCAUCUACUUUUCGAUAUCACCGAAAUAUUGGUAGUAAUACUACUACUACUAGUAGUACUCCUACCAGUAGUAAUAAUUCACCUUUAGUUACUUCUGUGUCGAUGAUGUCUUCAAAUUCCUCUUCGCUUAAUCAUCACAGUCGUAGUCCAUUCCAUGAACUACUAGCUUUAUUCUCUCCUGCCAGUCUGGCAUUAAUUAAAAAUUCAAUUCGAUUUAAAAAAUAUAAAGAUGAUCUAAAUAGUUCAGACUUUUCCACAAUGAACGGUGUUCUAGGUAUGGACGAAACUUGUUGUUUGGAUGUAACUUCUGAUAACAAUAACCAGAAUACAAAUACUUUAAAUUCUAUAGCAUUAACAACCAAUUUCACUGGUAAUACUACUACUAUCUCCAAUGACAUGAGUAAUACAUUAAGUAAUGGCAGGAAUAAUAAUGAUAAUAAUCGAAGUGAAUCAUUCAUUGUAAAUCAACAUUUCGAUUUUAAUAUCUCCUCAUCGUCUUCAUCAUUAUCAACAAAUAGUACUACACAUUUACUCAUAUCCGGACUAACAGAUACUACAACCGCUACUACUACUACGACUACAACUCAAUUAAUAAAUAAUAACAUUGAAAAUACUAUUAUUGUUCAGCCACCAUUCACUCGUCCAAUGAAACCGGCUAUUUUCAGUGAUGAUAAAUCGAAUCAGACUGCUAAUAAUAUGGACAAAUUUAAGUCGAAUAGUAGUAUGA